This is a messenger RNA of Sycon ciliatum, 1481 nucleotides long. RefSeq lists its product as uncharacterized. Lineage: Eukaryota; Metazoa; Porifera; Calcarea; Leucosolenida; Sycettidae. The record is from RefSeq and is a predicted model, not a curated record. The transcript is spliced from 3 exons. The coding region runs from base 354 to 1481 and encodes 375 amino acids.
GGCAGUGUGUCCGUCACCCGAAGCAUUGUGAAUUAAUUGUCUGAUUACCUCGAUGCUAGCCACGGCUAUCUUUCAAAAUAAUACCUCAGCGAGGCACUGUCCGACAGGUGACCUAUUCAAUACAAAAAUGGUAGCCUGAUUCGGAAAUAAAAUGUAUCUGUGUCUGGUGAAUAUGUCAACAUAAGUAGACCUUCGCCGACGGAGAUGGUUGGCUUUUUUUCUCUGCUCCUGUGACAAGAUCGGGACUGCUGACACAUCAUCACGAACUCGAGACUGUAACGUUGACUGAAUCUGAGCGCAAAAGGCAUCGGAAACAAGACCAAUUAUUCGGUUUCUGGCGAGUAUACGCACUGAUGAGCAUGACAAAUCACUGGCAGCGCUUUCCCGCUGUUCUGCGGAUAGUCACCAUGCUUAUUGCAAUGUAUGUGGCGGAAAGUGUGGAAGUCGCUAGCCAAGGCGCACCACUGGCGAUCCUGGGCGAUCAUGCUUAUGGAAGUCGCCUGGUUCGCUAUCCGGAGAGAGCACAUCCGACUCGAUGCGAUCAGAGCAACAGAAUCGGUGGUCCAAACAUCAAGGACCCUGAAGAAGACAACGCUAUUGCACCAUUAUUCCCUGAUGCCGCCAAGGUCUGUCUCAAUGCAUCCAGUGGCAACGCAAACAAGCGCAGUGCUGCGUCCAGCUCUCUAUGCGUGGAGCUUUGCAAGCUGGACUGCCUGACAUUCUUUGCACAGGGCAAGAUCUGGCUGCCGUGUCUGCUGCAGGGAUGCCCCGGUGAUAUCCUGACCGAUCGUCCUCCACCCAGCCUGGACCAUGCUAUCGUCACCUCUGGAACAAUCACAGUCCCUUUAGACCGUGACAGCUCCAUGCCGUCGUCCAAAAACUCUAUGACAUCAUCGACGGAUGCCAUGAUGUCAUCGACAGCCGAUGAUUCCCCAAGACAUACUAAUAUACAGACUUCAGCCAAUUCAAGUUUUCUGAUUGAUGUCAAAUCAUUGCUGUUGAGCUUGGGAGGAGAGUACUCACCUCGGCAGUUCAUUGCUGAUGUUACAGUGCACCAAGUGUAUGGCAGUGUAGAGUGCUACAGGAAACGGCCAGCUGUGGUGAGCAGAUCAUGGCCAUCGCAGUAUCCUGGUCAGGAGUGGAGAGACAAAGCCCCUGGACUUGCAGCUGACGCUGCCAGUACGAACCCUGCUGCUGAGCACGACGAUCGUGAACUCGGGCAAGGCAACGGGGGACGUGUGCGUGUCCGCACUGUGGAUCAAACCUCGCCUAAUUCCCAGAGCAACCCGCCGACAGAAUCGGAUCUUGCCACCGUGCAAGGAGUAUUGCCGUUCGGAGCUUUACCGCAGCGGCCGGGCACCGCUAAGCUGCUUCAUGGAUGGCUGCAACGGCAGUCGCGUUCGUCUGGACAAACGAACGGCUCAAAAGCAACCUUACAUUGUGUUCCCGUGUCACGCACGCCCUGUGAGUGUUGGCAUUGA